Molecule: messenger RNA, 1537 nt
Organism: Eriocheir sinensis (Chinese mitten crab)
Lineage: Eukaryota; Metazoa; Arthropoda; Malacostraca; Decapoda; Varunidae
Exons: 4
Coding region: 1-828 (275 amino acids)
Source: RefSeq, a predicted model, not a curated record
AUGCCCUGCGCGCUGGAUGGCGAGGCGCUGCCACCACAUGCAGAGUUUCUCCGACACGUAGGAUACCAGCGACGAGCACUGCGUCUGGUGGAAGAGGCCAGCUGGAGCACCUGGAGAAGAUCGUCUGCCACUGUUGACAUCGCCUGGAGCACCUGCGAUCAUCUGGAAGCACAGAGUAAUUGUGUCGCCACCAGCCCAGAGUGCGAGGGUUCUCAACUCAGCAGCUUGAGGCUCCUCCACGCGCUGCUUCAGAGGUUCACCGGACUACCACACUCUCCGGUGUAUGGAUGGAAGGGGCUGCUGGUGGAGCCUAACCCAAAUGCCUUCAAACACCUACUGAAGAAGAACAGACGUGCCUGGUCCUCCAACAGCUGCCUGGCCAUCACGCCCUACCCAAAGGAGAUGGUUCUUCAGGCCAUAGAUACCCAUGCUGAGACAGAGACCACGCAGGCCCUGUGGGUGAUCCGGGGCAGCUCCUUCCUGAUGGAGGCUGGUGGCCCAGACCAGAAGUACCAAGCUACCGUGUAUGACUCUUCCUAUGCCACCGUGCAGUGCUUCCCCCUCGUGUCCUACCUCAGAGCCCUCAACAUCACAAAGGUGGACUUGCUUUCCCUUGAUGUGGAAGGAGCAGAAAAGCAGAUCCUGGACACACUGCCUUGGAGCACGGUGGAGAUCUCUGUCCUGCUGGUGGAGCAUCAUGGGAACGUCAAGGGAAAGGACACCAAGUUUGUGGAGAGUGUGGAGGCUCAUGGAUACCACCUCUAUGACUACCUCAUUGACAAGGACAACAUAGGGGACUACAUAUUUGUCAGGAAUGGCUUUUUAUAGACACAAUGGGCUCUAUUAAUGGCAGGCUGUGUACUACUGUUUUGGAAUUAAGUGAUUGGCAAAACUCAAUCUGCCUUUGCAAGGCCAUCUUAUAUGUAAAAUGCAAGAACAAAAUAGUUAAACCUUUCACUGGCUAGAUAAUGCUAUUCUACUCUAGGCUCCUUUGUAAUGUGUCUUGUGUUUCAACUGCCCAGAUGAUAAUUCUCACACUGGCCACAAUACUGUCACUCAAUUCACUCAUAUGAAAGCCAAAAUGAAAAAAGCACAUGUAUGUCUAAUGUUUUAUUUAUACAGCUUAAAAAAAGGUACAAUUAUUAUACAGUAGAUGCCUGCUCCCUGAUCUGAAGGGUAGCUCAGUGGUCAGACUAAGGUGCAGCGGCCUGUUGUGUCUGUGGCUGACUGGGAGUGGGUGAGAAGGCUGGUAGGCGACCAGAGUUCUGGCAGAGAAGGAAAUGGUCAAAUGAAAAUACACUAUUCAUGACUUUGCAUUUUUGCAACAUCAGUGACUUUUAUUAUGAUAAAAAUUAGUACCACUAAUAACUGACUUCUAUGCUGUAGUUCUGGUAAACAGACUGACUGACUGAUAAAUCUCUGCCGACAAAUCAUUCUUGUUUAUAAAGAUAUGUAGUUUUCAGCAGUUUUACUUAGAUUAGUGAUGGUUACAUAAUGUGAGAGAUGUAGAAUGGUUGUAGAAGAACUCACUUCAUUA